CCGGUGAAGGGAACGGAUCGUUGUCCGACUCGUGCGACGAAUAAAUCGCGGGUAAAAUGCCGUCCAGUUGAUACUUUAUUCGGUUUACACAGUUGCGCGUUAAUCGCGUCAAAUUCGAAAAUAUAAUCUAGCCAGUCAGAUGACAGAUGGAUUAGGAUGUGUCAUGGAUAAUUCUGACGAAGCAACGACUUUUGAGUAGCGAUUGAUCUAAGGAUUCCUGGAUUAUAACAAGCAUCCGAUCGAGGAUUGACAAGUGCAUGGAUUAAGAAAGUGCCAAACAGCUAGCCGUGGAGUCGCUCGUCGAGCAUUUUGACAGAUCAGCACGUGUCUAAUAUCGAUUUGACAUUUCACAUCGGCGAGGGCGUUUCGGCAUCGGAGGCGAGAAGAGAAGCACCUCUCUUCGUAAGAGUUCCUUGUUGAGUGGUGCGCGAGUGCUACUCAGGAGAGUUCUCUAUCCAUAGCGGAUGUUCGCGUAUCGAGUUGGUUCCUGGUUCGCUGGAUCGUCGAUGUGAUCGCGUCGAUCCGUACUGGAGAGAAUGAUACUGGUAUACAGGAUCAUCCUGCCCCUCGUGGCGAGCGUCGCGUACGCCCAAGGACUAAAGUGCGGCCAUCCGGCUGUGCCGAUGAACGCCAAAGUAUCGUUGUCGGACGAAUCCUUAACGGUCGGCACCGUUGCGAAGUACACCUGCGAUACUGGCUACGAGUUGUUCGGAACCGGCAGCUUGACAUGCAACGCCCGAGGAAAAUGGCAGGGUGACCUACCGUUUUGCGGUACAAACGUGGGUUUCCGCAAACCGGCGAAUCAAUCAACGACCGUGAGGGGCGGAAACGCAAAUCACGGUAAUGACGGUGACUUCAGUACGGAACACGACGGGAAAAGAUGCACGGAAACUCAGAACGAGCCCAGUCCCUGGUGGAGGGUCGACCUUCUCAAGCCAUAUUCUGUCAAGGUUGUCCGAGUAACGACGCGAGGCUGUUGUGGUCAUCAACCUCUUCAGGAUAUUGAGAUAAGAGUGGGCAACAGCAGCGCUGAAUUGCAACGCAAUCCUCUGUGCGCUUGGUUUCCCGGCACUAUUGAGGAGGGUAUCACGAAGACCUUUAUCUGUGCCAGAGCUCUGGUGGGCCAAUAUGUCUUUCUACAACUUGUUGGUGUCGAGGGUAGUUUGAGUCUCUGCGAGGUGGAAGUUUUCGCCACGGACGAAUUCUCGAUAGAUAGGUGUGCACAUGCCGGCACGCCCGCCGACACCGACUUGACAGCUUUCAAUUCCACGUGUUACGAAUUCAUAGUAAAAAAAGGCGGCUCUUUCCAAGAGGCGAGGAACUAUUGCAAGAAUCGCAGAGGUGAUCUCGUUCACGGCUUCCAGGGCGUAUCGUCCAUAUUUAUCCUGAACAACCUAGAAAGGCGAAAGGAUAAACUCAAGACCCAGCUGGUCUGGAUCGGAGCGCAGAAGGAACCGCAGAUCACAGCUCGAACGUGGCGAUGGGUGGACGGCGAGAUUGUGCAGAAACCAUCGUGGGGCAAAGACCAGCCGAACAACUACAACGGCGAACAAAACUGCGUCGUGCUGGACGGAGGUCGCGGCUGGCUUUGGAAUGACGUCGGUUGCAACCUCGAUUACCUUCACUGGAUCUGUCAGAGCAGACCGCCUAUCUGCGGCAGUCCCGAAAAAUCGGAGAAUACGACGAUCGUGGGAUCCAAGAGAACGAUAGGUUCCACGAUAGAGUACGUUUGCCCGGACGGUUAUAUGUUGAUUGGAUCCAAGUCCAGAAUGUGCGGAUCGAGCGGUUUUUGGAGCGGUGACACGCCCACGUGCAAAUUUGUGGACUGCGGCGUCCUAUCUGAUUUGGAGAACGGUGCUGUCAUUUUACUCGAGGACAGAACCACGCACGGCGCUCUCGCGGAUUACACGUGUAAAGAAAAUUACACGCUAGUGGGUGACACGAAACGAAGAUGCGGAGACGGUGGUAUCUGGAGCGGACACCAACCCCAGUGUCUAUUCGACUGGUGUCCCGAGCCACCGGAAGUAAACGGUGGCGUCGUGACAAUUACCGGAAGAAGAGUGAACUCCACAGCCACUUACUCCUGUCAAAAUGGAUUUAUUUUGUUCGGUGACAAUGUUCUGACGUGCAAUAUCGGAGGCGAAUGGUCCGGCAAAGCGCCCCAAUGUCGAUUCGUCGAUUGUGGGGCUCCUGCUCAGAUCGAAUUCGGAACGGUCGUUUUAAUUAACGGCACGACCACGGUGGGCAGCCUAGCAGUCUACACAUGUCAAGUGGAUUACUGGUUGGUGGGUGAAGGAAAGCAAGAAUGCACCAAAGAGGGCAAGUGGAGCCACGACACGCCAUCGUGCGAGUUAAUUACGUGUGAGGAACCGGAGGUGCCGGCGGGAGGCUACGUGGUAGGUUAUGAUCUCAACGUUCACAGUGUUAUCGAGUAUCACUGCGACGUUGGUUAUUUGCUUCACGGCGAGGCCAGGCAUUCGUGCGGCAAAGACGGAGAAUGGACGGGAGAGGUACCGAGUUGCGAGUAUAUCGAUUGCGGCAAGGUUCUACCGGUUUUAAAUGGCGCCGUGGAUUACGCGAACGGAACGACUCAUCUCGGCAGUGAAAUCACAUACAGCUGCACGAGAAAUUACAGAUUGAAUGGAGUUUCGAGAAGAUAUUGCCUGGACAACGGUCAGUGGAGUGACGCUACCCCGAAAUGCGAAGAGAUUCGUUGUACGGAGCCGGUGCUAGCGGAACACGGAAUUCUUUCGGUGACCGGAAACGAUCGAAUGUACGGAAGGACCCUGAUUCGCACGGGAACCGCGGAGAAUUCGAACACGGGAGCGACUUCGUAUAAGAUCGGAGCCUUGGUAAAGUAUAGAUGCGAGAGAGGAUACAAGGUGGUCGGAGAACCUCUGUCCACUUGCGAGGAGAACGGAAAGUGGAGCGGUGAAGUACCGCAAUGCGUCUAUGUUGACUGUGGCAAACCCGAACACAUUCAACAUGGACAUUACACGUUGACAUCGAAUGCAACGUACUACGGAGCAGCUGCACUUUACGAAUGCGAAGGUAAUUUCGAGUUGGAUGGCUUUGCCAGAAGACUGUGCCUUGAAAACGGUACCUGGAGCAGCGACACACCUGUCUGUCGAGAAAUUCGAUGCAGAGAUCCCGAGAAAACCGGUGUGUUGUCGACGCAAGUAUCGACUCACAGUGUAGGUGGAGUGGCGCAUUAUAGCUGCCCACGUGGAUUUUAUAUGGAAGGAAACGAAACUAGGAUUUGUUUACAAAAUGGAUCCUGGAGCGGCUCAACGCCUGCUUGUUUCUCGGUAGAUUGCAAGCAUCCAGGGCCAAUAGAGAACGGUCGCGUAAUAAUAGUGAAUGGAUCAACGACUUAUGGAGGUGCCGCAGAGUAUCACUGUUUACCGCAGUAUGAAAGGGUCGGCAUAUUCCUGAGGAAAUGUUUGGACACAGGAUUUUGGAGCGGCGAGGAACCAAAAUGCCAAUUGGCUGCGAACGAAGUGGCGGAGCCUCAAGGUGUUGGCACGAGUGUCGGCAUCGGAGCCGGCGUGAUUAUAUUUAUAUUAAUUAUCCUCGGACUGGUCUAUCUUAGGCUGCGAAAAGCUACGCCGGUGAAAAAUACCGAGAACGUUCAGGCGGCGGAAAGGAAGGAGGAUCAAAAUGCCGCCGUUAUGUCUUACGCGACGUUGAAUGAUGGCACCCCCAACACCAUGUACGAAAACGUCCCCGAAGAUGGUCUCUACGAUAAUCCGUACAGUUUAAGCGGCAGCGCGUAUAGAUACAACGGCCAGCCAAGAAGAACGUACGGUAGAUCCGGACAUUACGAGGCCGAACCGGUUUCUAACAGAAACGGAAUAACUAUCAAUGGCGUGUCUGUGCGAUAGCUUAAAAUUCCAUUCGCCCUCUUCGUUUUCAAAAAUUCGAAAAUCGCGCGCUGACGACCUCGAGAGAUCGUCUUCUGUCGCGCGAUUCUCGCCGUUCACGAGACGAUGCUUUAUGUACAGAAAACACCGAAGAACUUAAUUGUUGUCGUUAUUUAUAUAUUACCGCCCAUCGAGGGUUCGACAUUUUCAUGUAAAUAAUUUUCGCGAGAGAAUGUAUAAAAGAACGAGCGUGAAAAGUUUGAAGAGGAUUGUAUGUUGAUGACGCUCGUUCUUAUGAUAGGAGACUUCUUCUCCGAGUAUCAACUAAUGUGCGUACGAUUCUGUAUAUACGGUGUAUUGAUCAUUUAGAUUUAUUAUUAUAUAUAGGCUUUAAGUGACACGUUGUAGUGUAAGUUUAUGACGAUCGUGCGUAAAUAAAGAAACCAGUGCUCUUGU
This is a messenger RNA of Cataglyphis hispanica, 4319 nucleotides long. It is a transcript of the gene fw, whose product is annotated as sushi, von Willebrand factor type A, EGF and pentraxin domain-containing protein 1. Lineage: Eukaryota; Metazoa; Arthropoda; Insecta; Hymenoptera; Formicidae. The transcript has 22 exons. The record is from RefSeq and is a predicted model, not a curated record. The coding region runs from base 537 to 3884 and encodes 1115 amino acids.